This is a messenger RNA of Enhydra lutris kenyoni (northern sea otter), 1903 nucleotides long. RefSeq names its product solute carrier family 30 member 10 (gene SLC30A10). Gene Ontology annotation, molecular function: zinc ion transmembrane transporter activity. The record is from RefSeq and is a predicted model, not a curated record. Bases 331 to 1749 code for a protein of 472 amino acids. Lineage: Eukaryota; Metazoa; Chordata; Mammalia; Carnivora; Mustelidae. The transcript has 4 exons. Gene Ontology annotation, biological process: zinc ion transmembrane transport; detoxification of zinc ion; intracellular zinc ion homeostasis. Gene Ontology annotation, cellular component: membrane.
GGGUGUCGGGGAGGAGGGCGCUCCAGACACGCCCCCUGUCCCCAGCAGCCCCCACUCUGCCCGGCGCUGUCCUAGAAGGCCAGACAUUGGCCCGUGGCCACCUGCCAAGUGGGGCCGGGAGCCGGGACCGGGGGAAAGGGCCUCGGCGGCGGCCCGAGGGCCCUCAGAGCCUGCCGCCGCGGCCACUCCCUUAGACUCUGGCCGUGCGGGGACCGGGGGCGCUCUGCCUCCGCCUUAUAAGAAGCCCGGCGCGGGGCCCGCGGCGGGGCCGGAGGCGGGCACGGGGCUCGGGCCGCGCAGGGGCGCCCCCACCAGCGGCGGCGCGGCGACAUGGGCCGCUACUCGGGCAAGACGUGCCGGCUGCUCUUCAUGCUGGUGCUCACCGUCGCCUUCUUCGUGGCCGAGCUGGUCUCGGGCUACGUAGGCAACUCCAUCGCGCUGCUGUCCGACUCCUUCAACAUGCUGUCCGACCUGAUCUCGCUGUGCGUGGGGCUGGGCGCCGGCUACGUGGCGCGGCGACCCCGCGGGGGCCUGGGGGCCACCUACGGCUACGCGCGCGCCGAGGUGCUGGGCGCGCUGAGCAACGCCGUCUUCCUCACGGCGCUCUGCUUCACCAUCGCCGUGGAGGCCGUGCUGCGCCUGGCGCGGCCCGAGCGCAUCGACGACCCCGGGCUGGUGCUCGUCGUGGGCGCGCUGGGGCUGGCCGUCAACGUGCUGGGGCUGCUCAUCUUCCAGGACUGCGCCGCCUGGCUCGCCUGCUGGGGCCCCCGCCGCCGCCCGCCGCCGCCGCCGCGCGAGCAGCCCCAGCCGCCGGCCCGGGGCCGCGCCCCGAGCGCCAUCGGGGGCCCCCGCCGGCCCUCGGCCGCCGCCCGCGGCGUGGCGGCCGCUGCAAGGCAGGACGAGCAGGGGGCGACGGUGUUCUCCAACGUAGCAGGUGAUUCUCUGAACACCCAGAAUGAACCAGAAGAGACUAUGAAAACGGAGAAAAAGUCUGAAGCCCUGAAUAUCAGAGGUGUGCUUUUGCACGUGAUGGGCGAUGCCCUGGGGUCAGUGGUCGUGGUGGUCGCGGCCAUCAUAUUCUACGUGCGUCCCCUGCCCCCUGAGGACCCAUGUAACUGGCAGUGCUACAUCGACCCCAGCCUGACUGUCUUCAUGGUCAUUAUCAUUUUGUCAUCCGCCUUCCCGCUCAUCAAGGAGACCGCUGCCAUCCUGCUGCAGAUGGUCCCCAAAGGCCUGAACAUGGAAGCGCUGAUGAGCCAGCUCUCAGCUGUGCCGGGGAUUAGCAGCAUACAUGAAGUGCACAUCUGGGAACUUAUAAGUGGAAAGAUCAUUGCCACACUGCACAUCAAGUAUCAGAAGGACAGGGGCUAUCAGGACACCAGUAGGAAAAUUCGAGAGAUCUUCCACAGUGCGGGAAUCCACAAUGUGACCAUCCAGUUUGAGCAGGUGGACUUGAAGGACCCCGUGGAACAAAAGGACCUGCUGUUGCUCUGCAGCUCCCCCUGCAUCUCUAAGGGCUGUGAGAAGAAGCUGUGCUGCCCUCCCGGGGCCCUACCCCUGGCGCACGUCAACGGCUGUGCGGAACACAAUGGCUGUACCCCUCUAGACACAACCCCGAGUGAUAGCUUUGCUAGGCAAGAAACAGAAGUGGUUAUUGAAGUAUCUUCAGACAACUGUCUGAGUGACCAUGGACAAGCUCUUAGCAAAACUCAGGAGGACCAACAUUAUGUCAACAGCACACAUUUUUAAUCUGGUCCCCACAUAAACAGACAGAAUAGACGACGCAUUCUGGCUGGUGGAAAGACCUGGGUGGGCUGUAUCAAAUUUGCGGUGUGCUUGCUCUGUGUUCAAAAGGGGCUGGUUGUUUGGGAUGUUAAUUGCAUGUAUCUGUUAAUUUCUCUGU